Messenger RNA from Rhizoctonia solani, 627 nucleotides. RefSeq lists its product as uncharacterized. Lineage: Eukaryota; Fungi; Basidiomycota; Agaricomycetes; Cantharellales; Ceratobasidiaceae. The record is from RefSeq and is a predicted model, not a curated record. The transcript is spliced from 5 exons. Bases 1 to 627 code for a protein of 208 amino acids.
AUGUACAUUCCUGUCCUCUUUGCAUUCGUCGCGCUUGCUUCGGCAGCACCCCUAGACUUCAACACACCCUCGAAAAGGGCCCUUCCGACACCGGUGAGCGUCGCCACUGCCAAGACCUAUCUAUCUGAACUGACAGUAGCAGCCGACUCCAACUCCCCUGCCUACUCUCGAGAUCUUUUCCCUACCUGGGACACAAUCUCAGGAUCGUGCGAUACAAGAGAGACAGUUCUCAAGCGCGACGGAACAAGUGUCGUAACUGACAGUUCGUGCAGUGUUACUAGUGGUACAUGGACAUCCCCGUAUGAUGGUGCAAAAUGGACCGCUGCGUCUGAUUUAGAUAUCGAUCACAUUGUUCCUCUCAAGGAAGCUUGGGUUUCUGGAGCUCGUAGCUGGACGACCGCGCGUAGAGAAGCGCUGGCGAAUGAUUUGACGAGACCCCAGUUGUUGGCUGUUACCGACAAUGUGAACCAGUCUAAAGGAGAUAAAGAUCCUGCAAACUGGAUGCCCCCAUCAACUUCGUAUCAUUGCACGUAUAUCAGAGCAUGGAUCACCGUUAAGCAUUAUUAUGGACUUACGGUUGACUCGGCUGAGAAGACUGCUUUGACUAGUUAUCUUUCGAAAUGUUAG